CCGCCCUCUCAGCACGGCGCAUCCCUUCUGCUGGACGAAGUGCGACCAUUUUGCAGGGGGGAGCGGCGAGUGGUGGCGAUUGACGGUGUAAGGAGGCCAGGUCUGUUGCGCGGGGCGGCCGCCUGAGUCGCUGGGCCCGGGGACCAACGGCCCCGCGGGAAGUCGAGCGAGGCCUCCUCGGACUCACCUCGCCUAUUUCGUCUCCUUAGUUGAUAGCGCCCGCCUCGAUUUAAUCGGCCAAGAUGUCCAGGCCCGUCAGGAACAGAAAGGUGGUGGACUACUCACAGUUUCAGGAAUCAGAUGAUGCAGAUGAAGAAUAUGGAAGAGAUUCAGCUCCUCCAACCAAAAAAAUCCGCUCAUCACCACGGGAAGCAAAAAAUAAGAGGCGGCCUGGAAAGAAUUCUCAGGAGGACAGUGAGGACUCCGAAAAAGACAUGAAGACAAAAAGAGACGAUUCACAUUCAGCAGAUGAAGAUUUUGGCAGUGAGGAUGAUUUAGGAGCAGAUGAUGGCAAAGCUGAUAGUGAUUAUGAGAGUUCUCAAAAGAACAAAAAAGGGAAAAAAGCCAAACCUGACAAGAACAAACGAGCACCUUCCAAAUCCAGGAAAAGAGCUGCAGAUGACAGUGAGGAUGAGAAAGAAGACCACAAAAACGUGCGUCAGCAGAGACAGGCAGCAUCCAAAGCUGCUUCCAAGCAACGGGAAAUGCUCAUGGAUGAUGUGGGCAGUGAAGAGGAAGAGGAGGAGGAGGAGGAGGCAUCAUUCCAGGAAAAAGAUUCUGGCAGCGAUGAAGACUUCCUUGUGGAAGAUGAUGAUGAUAGUGACUAUGGCAGUUCAAAAAAGAAGAACAAAAAAGUGGCUAAGAAAUCCAAACCAGAAAGGAAAGAAAAGAAAAUGCCUAGGCCCAGGCUAAAGGCUACAGUUACGCCAAGUCCAGUGAAAGGCAAAGGGAAGAUAGGUCGUCCCUCAGCUUCAAAGACAUCAAAAGAAAAAACCCCAUCUCCAAAGGAUGAGGAUGAAGAGCCUGAAAGUCCUCCAGGAAAGAAGAAAUCAAUUAGUCCUCCUCCAGAGAAGUCUGGGGAUGAAGGGUCCGAAGAUGAAGUCCCCUCUGGUGAAGAUUAAAUGGUGGUGUGGGAAAGAAACUUUUUUUGGAAGAGGAAGGAAAAGAGGAUAUACUUAGGGGUAGAACAUGGUUUUGGUUGUGGCUUGACUCAUGGGCUGUGAAUGCCACCUUUACUUUAGCUGUUUUAAUAGUACAGUAUUUUCUUUUCUUUUUUUAAAGAGAAUCCUUACACAAUAAUGUUUUGAUGUCACAGUCUCUACAGGCCAUUCCAUUCUCCCCAACCAAAUCUGAAAGCCAUUUAGACUUAAUUUAACAGCUUACUAAAGAUUAUAUUUUUGGAGGCUUACUGCAGUUGUAAAGCAAUAAGAUUGAUGCUGUCACUUGGAGAUCAUCACUAACAAAAUAGAAUAGGUGUUCAAAAGCUGAGAAAGUUCUUCUAAGGCAACUAUUGCUUAAUUGAAUCCAAAAUGCAUAUUAUUGCGUAUAGCAUUUCUGAUUAAGAAAAUUCAUCCUUAAUGAAUAACUUUUAUUAUUUGAAAUUCCAUCAAGGGUUCUUGAAGUUCCAAUAUUCUGAAUGUUGGGUUCCACAAUUCUAUUUUUAAUAGCCAAGAUAAUUUGAAUGACUAUGUGGCCUGUUAAGUAUUUAAGUCUUUAGAGUUAGAAAAGAGCCUACCUGUUCACACUGUGGUAUCUUUUUUUCUGGUUAGGUUAGUGUUCUGUCUGGCCAAAUAGCAUUCAUUUUCUUCUGAUACUUGUUAAUUUUGAAACUCCUGUUUUUUAUGCUUUUAAAAUAUCUUCAUAAAAAUUAAAAUUUGGAUAUGGGAAGAUUCCUAAAACAACCAUCCAAUGAGUCAUGGCUGAAAUGUUUCUUUUCCCUUUUAUCCUCCAUAGGUAAACUACACAGCUUCCAUCAAGAGGUGAUAUAAUUUGCCCUUACCCAUUGCUUAGCGCUUAGUUUCUGCUCCUUACAGUGUGGAUUGCAGUUCAUGCUUCUCCACUGCCAGGUCUUGCAUACCUAGGCUAAGUAAGGAACAGGGUGAAACUAGAUGAGAUAGGAGAUGAAGGCCUUAACAGUAUAGUAAAAUUGUGGCACAUCACAAAACUAGGAUAUCCUGCCAAUGUACAGUACAUUUCAAAGUGGGUGAGUGCUGUCAUUUAGAUGACCUCUAAAUGAUUUGCUACUGCCAGUUUAAACACAAGUUGAAUUUUGCCCUUUUGUCCUAGAUAAAGGAAUUGCAGUAUUUACUAUAAAUUGGGAGUGCCACCAGCUUUGUUUUUCAUGUUGUACAAUCAUAAUAUACACCCUCAACCAAUCACAACUGAACAAAUUGAAAGUGAGCGAUAGUCUUGUGAAGGCAGAUUCUUUGACUUCUCCUACAUGUUCUCUGUGAUUAAAAACCAAGUAGAUUCUGUUCACCAGUGUAGUCUUCAAAGAACAUGCCUGCCUGGGUAGUAUUGGAAAGCCAAAGCAAAGAAUGCAAAAGCAAUGAAUUACCACGACUGUGUUUUCACAGUGGUGGCAUGGGUAUGUGUUUUCAGCAGCUCAGUUCAUGUCUCCAUGAUUUUCUCUGUAAAUCGGUUUGGAAGUUUAGCUAAGCAGUACAGGUUCACUCUGCUUGAAGUGUCCAUUUUGAUCAACAUGUUGUCUUAAGUAUUUUCAAUCCUAAAAAAGUGGAAAUACUCUGUUCUUUCCUGGGUUGAAAUCUAGUCAAAUAGUAAAUCUGGACAAUUUAUCCAAAGUCCAAAAGUUAUCUAUCAGGAUAUUCUGAGCAUGAAAAUUAUAGUUCUCUAUUUGGCAUGUUCAGUCCUUAAUAGUUAUAUCUCAUAUAAUACUUUAUGAUCUCAUUUUGUUUGGGUACUCCAAAUGUGCAGGUUUCAGAGUGAUUACUCAUGGAAUCUGAACGUAGCUGAUUUAACUGCUGAUUUAUAAUUGUUCCAAAGAAUGUGCUGCUUUUUUUUCUUUAACAAAUAUAACUAUGUACAGACUAAUAAGCAUUCGGAAAGCCAUUGAGAUUUCCCCACUUAUUCUCACUUCACUUAAGUAUUUAAACCAGUGAUACAGUAUAUGUGCCUGAUAUCAUGUACAGGUUACUUGUACACUGGAUCUCAGAACAUAAACUCUCUUCCCAUUCUUUCUAAUUGCCGUUGUGUAUGUCCCCAUAGAAACAAAACUCUUAGGAACCUCUGCAAAUUCUAAAUUUUCAUAUAGUUAAUAAAUGAUUGCUCUCCCCCCCUAGACACUCACUUCUGUAUUUUUUGGAGCCUGAAGGAAAGUAUCUUCUCUGCAGUUAAUAUAACAGUAAUGAAACAAUGUCAAUAUUUUAAUAUUUUACUGUGUUUUACAGAAAUUCACAUUAUCUCUCUCUCUGUGUAUAUCAAUUUUGUAUGCAUUACAACUAUUCCAUCCCUAAAGUAUCAGGUCAGUUUUGUUCCAUGUAAACACCAGUGAAACAAAGCAUUCUACUCCAAUAUGUAUUAAUCACUCUACUUCAGUUGCUUCCUGGGAAUAGCGGAUUAAUAAUGCCCUAAUUUAAUUAGCUUAUUUCAUGUGAAUUUGCUGGAAAACCAAAAGGGAAUGUGUUUAGUGUAUCUAAUAAAAGCUUUGCAAGCAGUUGGGAAAGCAACGGAGACAGAAACGAAAUUUCAGUAAGGCUUUUGGAAGGGUGCUUGCAGUUUUCCUUUUGGAUUUGACCAGGUAAUGGUUGCCGUGGUGCUGAAGAAACAGCCUACACAUGUUAACAGCCUGCACACAUUAACAAUAUCCAAAUACCAUCUUUAUGGUGGCUUUUCUCUUCAGUAUAAUUUUUAGAGGCAGAGCAAAGAAACUUAAAAGCAGGAGUUUAGAGUGAUUGGUUUGAUCUAAUAUGGAAAUUAGAUGUUAGGAGUAGUGGGGAAAUUAUAUACAUUCAAGUGGUCUGUAAACCCUUCUGGAGUAAUUACAAGGGUUGAUGUAGAAUAUUCAGAUAUUCUCAGUCAUAAUGUGAUUGCACCAAGUAGUGAAACUGUUAAAUUAUGUCGAUUGAAGAGAUUUUUUAAAUUGAUUUUAAAAGCUAUUGCCCCAAGUACAAUAAACAGCUAAACUAAAGUGGAGUUGAGAAAGGGGAGAGAGUUAUAACAUGCUGGAAGCUUAUGAGCUGUAGAAAUUGGUGCUUUGCUUUAUGUAAUUUUUCUGUGGAGUGUUUAUUUUUUAUAACAAAUCAUAAUGUUGGCACAUGAUUUUAUAAAAUAAAAGGAAAUUGAUUUCCAUGAUUUUAGGUAUUUCGGAAGUGAUAUUAGUACUUGUGGGGGUGACUUUUUCUUUUAAGUAGUUUCAUUGAAUUAGGCCCUGCCUGUGUGGCUUGGAUCCAGCUAUAGCUGAAAUCUGAUGACCUUUGCCCCCAUUGCAUUUGGAACAAACUACUUGUGGAAUUUGGGGGCUAAAUGGGAGUUGUGAAACUGGAUAGUGAAUCCCUGUUGUGUGUGUGAGAUAAUUGGUCAUGAGUGAUAUGUGCAAGGCAGAAGUUAGAAAGGUUCUUAAAACUUGGGUGCUCUAUAUAAUAAUUUGGGGGCCCAUAGUUUAACACAACCCAGGUAACUUGGGGAUUCUUUGUCUCCCCCCAACCCUCAUAUAGAUUCUCUGCUUCACUGGGUAGUUCACAUUUUGUUGUUCUCUACUACUCUCUUUUGUAACCCUGAAAACAGAUGCUUCUCUUCAAGUCUGUUAAAGCAUUCACUAAAUGAUCUUGAUUGUUGACCACUGUUGAAAAUAUCCAUUGCUCCACCUGCCCUUGUACAAAACUGUAGAGAAUGGAAUGGCUCCAUCAGUUUGAGCAUGUUUGGUGUGACUGCAAGGUAUCAUUCUGCACAUGCUUUGUAUAACUGGGGAGGGGAUUUUUUUAAUAGGGGUUUCAGGCAGAACAGUACACAAACUUGCUUAAGCCACAAUAAUAUGACAACCCCUUCAAGUAUUUGUGUGUGUGCGCGCGUGUGAGAGCGAGCGAGCGAGCAUGUGUGUAUGCAUGUUUGAAUGUCUGACAACUUAAUGUGUUUUAGAAAUUUGUGAAUUUUACUUUUCCUGCAGAAACACUUAUUACAAAAGUUGUAUAUAAGAGAAUUGCAUAAUUUGUUUACCGAGAACAUGUCACAGUAAAACCCUGAACUAAUUCUCAGAUAUAAAAAUACUCCCAAGUGAGGCAAGUGCCCUUAGCCUCACCUAGGAAUUGCUGAAAUGGAAUGCAGUAGAUGUUUGUCUUGGGUGUUCAGUACCCUGUUGGGCCCUGUGUCUCCUCUUGAUAUUUUCAUGAGUGGCCAUGGAAAGAGGCUGCUGACUAUAAUACUUGGCUUCUGCUAGUCACCUAUCUGAAGGAAUAUUGGUAAACAAGGUACCAUGGUCACCAGUCCUGAUAAUAACCAGUUGGGUUGUUAGUCCCUUGACAAUGAAAUCUGCAGCAUGGUACUGGGAAUUCAGUUUGAAUGUAACAUUAAUGCUUUAUUUAAAAAUGCAUUUUUAAAGGGGGGGUGAAGUGAACAUGAUGUUGUUGACCAUGUUCGUGAAUUAUAGAUGCAACAUACAUUGGUAGAAUUGUGUGAUGGUCUUUUGUGCUACUUAAUUUUACAUAUUCCAGUCUCUGUAUGUACUUGCAAUUAAAAAAAAAAUUAACAAUCCCUGCUUUGCUUUUUAUUGAAGGGUUCCCAGGAGUGCAUAUCUGCUCCUGAGCUCUGUUUUAAGUAUGUGUAUCCUUGGCUUGUAUUUUGUAUUAAAAGAGAACAUGGAAAGAACCCUUUAUUGUUCAGCAUGUUGGAAUUGUGUCCCUCUUGUUUUUUUCCCCCUCUUCAUCUUUUUUUGAAUAUAUUAAACAACUUAUUCUUCUGUAUCUUAUUUUCUUUUGUAAACUUUUUGGUUUUGUUUAAAAAUGGCUUUAUAAAAGGGCUUUUAU
Molecule: messenger RNA, 5978 nt
Organism: Gekko japonicus
Lineage: Eukaryota; Metazoa; Chordata; Lepidosauria; Squamata; Gekkonidae
Gene: NUCKS1
Product: nuclear casein kinase and cyclin-dependent kinase substrate 1
Exons: 8
Coding region: 243-1121 (292 amino acids)
Biological process (GO): double-strand break repair via homologous recombination; interstrand cross-link repair
Cellular component (GO): cytoplasm
Molecular function (GO): double-stranded DNA binding; single-stranded DNA binding
Source: RefSeq, a predicted model, not a curated record